AUGACAGUGACAACAACCCCCGAUGACUGGAAAAAGAAAGCUUCCAGCUACAAAUCCAUGACCGGCGGCCUUAACGUGAAACCCAUUACUGUGAUGCUGGAAUGCCUGAACUCGCGUUUCCCACUCGCCUCCGCAUCCGGAAUUUUAGAUGAUGGGUGCGGACCCGGUCCCAUCAUGACUCGGAUUAUCGAAGAGUUUGGAGAUCAUAUUCCGGCCGAGUGUACCCUGAUGUGCUCUGAUUUUGCACCUGCGAUGGUUGAGCAGGUUCACGCAGCGAAAGCACGCUAUGUCGCAGACCAGUCAGAGUCAAUUUGGGGCCGUGUGAGGACCGAGGUCCUAGAUUGCAUGGAUUUAGCUACUGUUAGCGAUGGAGAGAUGAGUCAUGUUGCAGCUGGUUGGUCUUUCUUCAACGCCAGGAAUCCCCAAAAGGCACUCUCCGAGUCGCUACGCGUCCUUCAGCCCGGCGGUGUGUUAGCCGCCUCAUCGUGGGCCGAAACCGAUUGGCUUAAGAUCCUGCGGACUAUCACGAAGAUUGACCCGGCGCGCAGCCCGCCAUCCAUUCCUGAGGAUUGGGCGCACGCAGGCAACUUAGCUGCGCAAUUUGAAGUUGCGGGAUUCCGCGAUGUCGAGGUUCAUGAGGUCGCUGUUGAUAUACCCUUCCGGUCAUAUGCGUCAUUUGUGGAUGUGAUGAUGACCCAAGUGACUCAAAUGAUGACGGCCAGUCAGGACUUGGAUGAUGAGCAAAAGGCUUCGUUGAGGGUUCUGAUGAUAGAGGAGAUGAGACGUUUAUGUCCAACUGAGCCUGGCACUCUCAAUGCCGUUUCUCUGGUUGCUGUUGGGGUGAAAUAG
This is a messenger RNA of Aspergillus luchuensis, 849 nucleotides long. Its product is annotated as class I SAM-dependent methyltransferase. Lineage: Eukaryota; Fungi; Ascomycota; Eurotiomycetes; Eurotiales; Aspergillaceae. The record is from RefSeq and is a predicted model, not a curated record. Gene Ontology annotation, molecular function: S-adenosylmethionine-dependent methyltransferase activity. The coding region runs from base 1 to 849 and encodes 282 amino acids. The transcript is spliced from 3 exons.